Alternaria incomplexa is the source of this 1626-nucleotide messenger RNA. RefSeq lists its product as uncharacterized. Bases 1 to 1626 code for a protein of 541 amino acids. The record is from RefSeq and is a predicted model, not a curated record. Gene Ontology annotation, biological process: 5-phosphoribose 1-diphosphate biosynthetic process; purine nucleotide biosynthetic process; ribonucleoside monophosphate biosynthetic process. NCBI's taxonomy places the organism in Eukaryota, Fungi, Ascomycota, Dothideomycetes, Pleosporales, Pleosporaceae. The transcript has 5 exons. Gene Ontology annotation, molecular function: ribose phosphate diphosphokinase activity; magnesium ion binding. Gene Ontology annotation, cellular component: cytoplasm; ribose phosphate diphosphokinase complex.
AUGAGGGGCGCACUCGUCUUUGGCGGGUCUUCGCACCCCAAGCUCGUCGACGGCAUCUGCGACAGGCUGGGCACGAAGCCUGGCUCCGCGACGCUGGGCAAGUUCAAGAACGGAGAGACUUCCGUCACCAUUCAUACCUCGAUCCGGAACAAAGAUGUCUUCAUCGUCCAGAGUGGAAGCGAGAAAAUCAACGACUCGAUCAUGGAGCUGCUGAUUAUGAUCUCGGCCUGCAAAGGCGGCUCAGCCAAGUCGGUCACAGCUGUCAUGCCCUACUUCCCAUACUCGCGCCAGUCCAAGAAGAAGCAGCACCGCGGGGCCAUCACCGCCCGCAUGGUCGCAAACCUCCUCCACAUCGCUGGUGUGAACCAUGUCAUGACCAUCGACCUCCACGCCUCCCAGAUGCAGGGCUUCUUCAAGUGCCCUGUCGACAACCUCGUCGCCGAACCCCUCCUCGCCCGCUGGAUACGCGUCAACGUGCCGAAUUGGAGGGAAGCCGUCGUUGUUAGCAAGAACCCUGGUGGCACCAAGCGCGUCACGUCUCUGGCGGACGCGUUAAAGCUCAGUUUUGGUAUUGUCACAACCGACAGGCGGAGGGCAGGCACGGCGGUGCACUGGAACGAGAGCGCCAUGUUCGAGCAACUCCGGUUGGAUGGCUCAUACGAAACCCCCGACGACCUGGUCGAGGCAGCGCUGGAUGCCGACGCUGAGAUUACGCCCAUCUCCAAGAUGACGGUAGACUCGAAGGCAGAACCAGGCAAGUCAAGUUUGAAGCGCGUACCGUCGAACCCCCUGCAAAGGCGAGCCAACGGAUGGUCAGAGCCGACCGGGAGCCAUCCGCUGUCUAAGAGUAUGCGCGCAGGCUCCAUCGUCGAGCCUGAGGUACCGCUGGAGCCCAUUCGAACAGAUGUCGAGAAGAACAGGGAAGAACCUGAGGAGCAGAGUGCAGAUGAGAGCGGCGCCGAGGAAUACACUGACGAGCGCGCGAGGAACGUCAUCCACGGACGACUAGUACAAGGCCAUAUUGUCGACGAUACACAUCCUUCUCCCUCAAUGUCCGCGACAUCGACCAACACCUGGCGCAACCGCCCUCCGUCCGAAGGCGAAAACGACGAUAUACCCUCGCACAUGAUGUCCUCUUUCAUCUCGACUACCUCCUCCACCCGCAACAGGGACACCGAACAUUCGCAUGCCCUCGGUGGCACAUACGACGCCGCUGCAUCAUCUGAAGAUGAGGAAGAGGAUCUCAAGAACCCCGAGCUCGAGACCAUGGUCACUCUUGUCGGCAACGUCAAGGAUCGCCCUGUCUUUAUUGUUGACGACAUGAUGGACAAAUCUGCGUCAUGGAUUGCGGCUGCCGAGACUGUUGUCAAGCGCGGUGGUGCGACAAAGGUCUACUGCUUCGCUACUCAUGGUAUCUUUGGCGGCGACUGUCUUGAGGAAAUGAGCAACUGCGAUGUCAUCGACAAGAUCGUCAUCACGAACGCGUUUCCGAUCCCCGAUCACAAGCUCGCGCAGGCGAGCCCCGAUAAGCUGGUGGUCAUCAACGUCGACAAUCUCCUAGCAGAGGCGAUUCGAAGAAACCACCAUGGAGAGAGCAUGAGCCAGCUUUUCCUCCACUACGACUAG